AUGGAAAAUACUGAUAAAAGACCACAGUUUGGAAAUAGACUACUAGAAAAUGUGGAUGAGGUCUUCAAACAUAACGCUUGGGACAAUGUACAGUGGGAUGCGGAACAAGAAGAAGCAGCAGCAAAGAAAGUACAACAGAACUCUAUUAUAAAAUUAUCAGAUGAAAAUAUAAAAGACUUAGAAGAGAAUGCUAAUAAACAUUGGGACGCCUUUUAUGAUAUACACCAAAAUAGAUUUUUUAAAGACCGUCACUGGUUAUUCACGGAGUUCCCUGAACUAGCACCUGAUAAUACAUCAGCUCCUGUCAGGGUGUUUCCACAAACUGAAAUUGACCAAUCAUAUGAAACUAGAAAUGAAACUAACCUAUCAACCAAUAUAGAUAACGAAAACAAAAGAUUCAUAUUUGAAAUUGGCUGUGGGGUCGGCAAUACUAUAUUUCCUAUACUCCAGUACAGUCAAGAUCCUAAUUUAUUCAUAUAUGGGUGUGAUUUCUCAUCCAAAGCAAUAGAUAUUAUGCAACAAAGUGAUUUAUAUGACAAGAAGAGGUGUGAGGUGUUCGUCUUAGAUGCAACUUUACCUGAAUGGCAAGUUCCAUUCAAAGAAAACUCAAUAGAUAUUAUUGUUUUUAUUUUUGUUUUGUCCGCUAUUGAACCUGCCAAAAUGAAAACUGUAAUUGGCAAUAUAUAUAAAUAUUUGAAGCCUGGAGGUCUGGUAGUGUUCCGGGACUAUGGAAAAUAUGACCUUGCUCAAUUAAGAUUCAAAAAGGGUCGCUGUAUAUCUGAGAACUUUUAUGCCAGAGGUGAUAAAACUAUGGUAUACUUUUUCACUCAGGAAGAAAUAUCAAACCUCUUUAGAGAUGCUGGAUUUACUGAAGAACAAAACUUAAUAGACAGAAGACUCCAAGUGAAUCGAGGAAAAAUGCUGACAAUGUAUAGAAUAUGGAUUCAAGCAAAGUAUCGUAAACCAUUAUAA
Molecule: messenger RNA, 972 nt
Organism: Danaus chrysippus (African queen)
Lineage: Eukaryota; Metazoa; Arthropoda; Insecta; Lepidoptera; Nymphalidae
Source: the annotation of a GenBank genome assembly